CAUGCCGGACAAUGCCAGACUCUUCAGAAGCCAUGGUUUCCUUAGGGGAGCAGCCACUAAAGAAUAGCCGUGCAAACUGGUAUGCUUCACUGGCUGAGCAGUUAGAGGACGUUGGGAAACUGUCAACAUAAAGUUUUGUUUGAGGAGCACGGGCUGAAAUAUUUUCUCACUCCAGGACUGUCAUCGCAUCAGACCUGCCAAAGAGUUUCCAGCUUUUGUUGUACUUGCAGGUAUGAGGUGACUACUUGGAUCCCAGAGUACAUGAUCAGCACACAAGGAGACUGAAACACAGCAUGCAGUACACAAGCAAAAUGUUCAACCAAACAAAACACAAAUCAAGAACUACAUACACGUGGCAAGUGUGGGCCAUCUACACGGUCUUAGCUGCAAACCUCUCUGAAGAGCGAGUGCUGAAGCAGGCUUGUCCUUCAUGUGAUGCCACUGAGCUUUGCAACUGCUCUUCCAUGGGCUUGGACUUUAUUCCCCCAGGGCUCACGGGCAAAAUCACAACUUUAAACCUGGCCCACAACAGGAUAAAGCACAUCCGAUCCCAGGAUCUGCAGCAGGCUGUGAACCUGAGAGCCCUGCUGCUGCAGUCCAACGAAAUCAGCUCAAUAGACAACGACUCGUUUCGCUCCCUUAGGAAACUGGAGCUCUUGAACUUAUCAAAUAACAGCUUGGCUCACCUGUCCCCUGUGUGGUUUAGGCACCUUUUUGCGCUCCAGCACCUCUGCCUUCAAGGGAACUCCUACAGAGACCUGGGGGAAAGUUCCCCCUUUUCUAGCCUGAGGAACCUGAGCUCUCUCCACCUGGGUAACCCAUGGUUCUCCACGAUAAGGCAAGGGAACUUUGAGGGCAUUGAGCUUCUCAACAAGUUGUGGAUUGACGGUGGCAAUCUCAGUCAGUAUGAGCCGGGAAGUUUGAAAUCAAUUAAGAAGAUAAAUCACAUGAUCAUAACCAUAAGAAGUAGUAAUGUAUUCUCAGCAAUUGUCAGGGAUCUUCUGCACUCUGUCACUUGGUUAGAAGUGAGAGAAAUCAAAUUAGAGGUUGAAAAAAAAAGCUUUGUGCAGAACUCUACGCUUCCUUUUAGGAUACGAAAACUUACGUUUAAAGAUGCUUUGUUCACAGAUCAAUAUAUUAGCCGAGUAAUAAUAUUACUGAAGGAAAUCACAUCUUUGCAAGAGUUAGAGGCAAUCGAUUGUGUGCUUGAGGGGAAAGGAGAAUGGGAUACUAAAGAAAUUGAAAGAAGUGGGCAAAGUUUUGUUGAAACAGUAUCAGUAAUAAAUAUAAUGAUUCAGAAUUUUCAUAUGUUUUUUGACCUGGACGGCAUGGAGUCACAAAUAAACAAAAUUAAAAGUCUCACCAUUGCAAGCUCUAGAGUUUUCAUGGUACCAUGCAAACUUGCAAAACAUUUUUCAUCACUUCUGUAUCUGGACUUUCAUGAUAAUUUGCUUGUAAAUAAUCGCUUAAAUGAGACAAUCUGUGGAGAUGCUUGGCCUUCACUGCAAACUUUAAAUCUAAGUCAAAACUCUCUAAAAUCUCUGAAACAGACUGCAAAUUCUGUAACUCGUCUACCCAAACUGAUUAAUCUUGACAUUAGCCAAAAUAAGUUUGGUGAGAUUCCAGAUGUGUGUGAAUGGCCAAAAACUCUGAAAUAUUUAAACCUCUCCAGCACUCAGAUUCCUAAACUAACGACUUGCAUUCCCCCAACGCUGGAAGUUUUGGACGUUAGCGCUAACAACCUGAGGGAGUUUGGACUGCAACUCCCAUUUCUCAAAGAGCUCUACCUCGCAAAAAACCGUCUGAAGGCCUUGCCUGGUGCCGCACCCAUUCCCAACUUAGUGGCCCUGUCAAUCAGAAGAAACAAGCUCAACAGUUUCUCCAGGGGAGAGUUUGAGGCCUUCAAGAAAAUGGAGCUGCUGGAUGCCAGUGACAACAACUUCAUCUGCUCCUGUGAAUUCCUCUCCUUCAUCCACCACCAGGCCGGGAUAGCCCAGGUGCUGGUGGGGUGGCCAGACAAGUACAUCUGUGACUCUCCCCUGGCAGUGAGAGGGGCGCAGGUUGGAGCCGUGCACCUUUCCCUGAUGGAGUGCCACAGGUCCCUCGUGGUAUCGUUGAUCUGUGCCCUGGUGUUCCUGGUCAUCCUCAUCCUCGUGGCCAUCGGCUACAAGUACCACGCAGUCUGGUACCUGAGAAUGACCUGGGCAUGGCUCCAAGCCAAGCGGAAGCCCAAGCGAGCCCCCCCGAAGGACGUCUGCUACGACGCUUUUGUCUCCUACAGCGAGAACGACUCCGACUGGGUGGAAAACAUAAUGGUGCGGGAGCUGGAGCAGGCCUGCCCCCCGUUUCGGCUCUGCCUCCAUAAGCGGGACUUUGUGCCCGGGAAGUGGAUCGUGGACAACAUCAUCGACUCCAUAGAGAAGAGCCACAAAACGCUCUUUGUGCUGUCCGAGCACUUUGUGCAGAGCGAGUGGUGCAAAUACGAGCUGGACUUCUCGCACUUCCGCCUCUUUGACGAGAACAACGAUGCAGCGAUUCUCGUCCUCCUGGAGCCCAUCCAGAGCAAAGCGAUUCCCAAGAGGUUCUGCAAGCUGCGGAAGAUCAUGAACACAAAGACCUACCUGGAGUGGCCUCGUGGUGAAGAGCAGCAGGAGAUGUUCUGGGAAAACCUGAAAGGAGCCUUGAAGUCAUAGAACAAGUUGGCAGCCCCCGUUUCAGUAUAUUUCCACAAAGGAUAUAUGUCAGUUUUUCUUCCUGCUAAGAAAUUUUUCUUUCUUAUUUUUCUACCUAAGGAGAACCUGCUUUGUUGUGUAUAGAAAUAAUUAUCAUCUUAGUAAAUGUGAAAGACCCACUUCAGGCUUUCCAGUGAUUUCAUAGUUUGAUCUUUCAAAAUCCCUGCCAAUAACUAUGAUAUGUGGAAGCCAUGUUGGACUUCAUACACUUUUCUACAUAUAUUUAGCUGAAUGUAGGUUAUUUCUGUACUUUUUCCUCCUGUUACCACAUCCCUGACUAGUUCCUAACAAUGCCAUUGUAAUUACAAAUGAAAA
This is a messenger RNA of Gymnogyps californianus (California condor), 3047 nucleotides long. RefSeq names its product toll-like receptor 2 type-1. Lineage: Eukaryota; Metazoa; Chordata; Aves; Accipitriformes; Cathartidae. Gene Ontology annotation, molecular function: protein binding; triacyl lipopeptide binding; transmembrane signaling receptor activity. Gene Ontology annotation, biological process: inflammatory response; immune response; toll-like receptor signaling pathway. The record is from RefSeq and is a predicted model, not a curated record. Gene Ontology annotation, cellular component: membrane. The transcript is spliced from 2 exons. Bases 294 to 2693 code for a protein of 799 amino acids.